UAUAAACAUAGCAUUCACUACCAUGACAAUCAGCAAUAUUCAACUUUCCAUUUACGCUUCGCUGGUCACAGUACUCGAUAAAACCUUUUGUUUACCAAUUACUCAGGCAACCGAGGAAAUUAUAAUGAGUGACGAUGAUCGAGACAUCGACAUUGAGAGCGAUGAAGGUGACGAUUCCGAUUCUAGGCAGAGGCAUUCAAAUAACACCCAAUAUUAUUCUCAAGCAGAGAAACGUGCACACCAUAAUGCAUUGGAACGCAAACGUAGGGAUCAUAUCAAGGAUAGUUUCUCGAGCCUCAGAGACUCUGUACCUGCAUUACAAGGAGAAAAAGUUGCAAGCAGAGCACAGAUACUUAAGAAAGCUGCUGAAUACAUACAGUUUAUGCGUCGCAAAAAUUCAUCACAUCAACAGGAUAUUGAUGACUUGAAACGUCAAAAUAGCCUUUUGGAGUCUCAAAUUAGAGCUCUUGAGAAAGCAAAGAUAACAGGCAAUUUCGCAGCAGAAACUUGUGAAGUUACAAAAUCAGAAGGUGUACCAAUGCCAGGAUACAAUGAUACAGAAUCUGAAUCUUCAGAUAGUGAAGCAAGCAGAACUGUGCGUCAAUCAAAAAAGCUAAAAGUUGGAGGCCUCCAUCAUUGACCAAUGGUUUGAUCCAAUCCUUAUUCUCCAAAAAAUUUAUUUUUUCGUUGCAACUAAACUCUAUAUAAAUAUUUAUUUCCAAAACAUGAAGACACUUACUCACUGAAAAGCAGAAAGGAAAAGAACUUUUCAGUGGAGUUUUGAAUGUCUUAGAGCCAGUGUACAAAAUACAAAUUAUAGAUAAUACUAUUGCU
Messenger RNA from Eufriesea mexicana, 834 nucleotides. RefSeq names its product MYC associated factor X (gene Max). Gene Ontology annotation, biological process: positive regulation of transcription by RNA polymerase II. Gene Ontology annotation, cellular component: RNA polymerase II transcription regulator complex. Gene Ontology annotation, molecular function: DNA-binding transcription factor activity; protein dimerization activity. NCBI's taxonomy places the organism in Eukaryota, Metazoa, Arthropoda, Insecta, Hymenoptera, Apidae. The record is from RefSeq and is a predicted model, not a curated record. Bases 23 to 640 code for a protein of 205 amino acids. The transcript is spliced from 5 exons.